AUGCUUCUUCCCCCCCCAUUCGCAGCAAUGCGUCCAUCCACACUCCUUCCUUUCGUUCUUUGCGCACUUGCGUCUCCAUCUUUUGCCGCCAUUUACACCAAACCAUGGCAGCUUCCUAGGAUAACUUAUGACUACAUUAUUGUUGGAGCCGGGAAUGCUGGCAACGUCUUAGCCCAUGCUCUGAGCGCAAACUCCAACACGCAAGUUCUCGUUUUGGAGGCUGGUGUUAGUGAUGAGAACGUCCUCCCUGCCAUCGCUCCUUUCCUUGGUCCAUCCCUAACGCCCAAUACUCCGUAUGACUGGAAUUAUACGGUCGCUGCGCAGGAAGGUCUCGACAACCGCGUAUUCCCCUACCCUCGAGGAAGGAUUUUGGGUGGUUGCACGACUGCAAACUAUAUGGUUCAUCACUAUGGUUCUAGUGAAGACUAUGACAAGCUCGCUGCCAUCACAGGCGACAGUAGUUUGAACUGGAGCAACAUGAAGAAAUACAUCCAGCUUCACGAGAAGAUUGUUCCUCCCACCGAUGGCCACGAUACUACCGGCCAAUACGAUCCUUCGCUGCACAGCACUAGCGGCCAGGUGUCGGUCAGUCUGCCUGGCAACUCCCAGACUAUCGACGCCAAGGUUAUCGCCACCACUGAGGAAUAUUCCGAGGAGUUCCCUUUCAACCAGGAUAUUACCAAUGGCAAUGUUUUGGGUAUCAGUUGGGUCCAAGCCUCCAUCGGCAAUGGUGUUCGCAGCAGCUCUUCCACCUCCUACCUUCGCAGUGCCAACUCUCGCCCUAAUCUCCAUGUUCUCAUCAACGCCACCGUCCAAAAGGUUUUGCAAACCGGGUUCAAGAACGGCAAGCCUUUGUUCGGCGGUGUCUUGUUCCAGAGCUCGCGCAAUCAAUUUUUCCCCGGCUUCGUUUUGGCCACAAAGGAAGUCAUCCUUUCUGCUGGAUCUAUCAACACUCCCCAGAUUCUGCUGCUCUCCGGAAUUGGUCCCCGUGCUGAACUCUCUGCUCUCCGUAUCCCCACUAUCAUCAACAACCCCUCCGUCGGCAAGAAUCUUUCGGACCACGUCCUGCUCCCCACCAUUUUCAACGUCAACGGCCAGGAAUCUCUCGACAACGUUCUCAGGGGUGGUGCUCCUUUGGACGCUGCGCUGAACCAAUGGACAACGAGCAAGACUGGUGUGAUCGCCAACACUGUCACCAACAACCUCGGCUUCCUUCGUAUCCCCAACAACGCCACGAUCUUCUCGACUGUCGCUGACCCUGCUACUGGUCCCACUGCCUCUCAUUUCGAGUUGAUCUUCUGCAACUUCUGGCUGAACCCCGGUGUCGCUAUGCCCGCAACUGGCAGCUUCCUUACCAUCAUCGCCGCCCUUAUUUCGCCGUCUUCCCGUGGAUUCGUCAAGCUUGCCUCUGACGACCCCUGGGACAAACCCAUCAUCGACCCCAAGAUGGUCACAACGGCCUUCGACAAGUUCGCCCUCCGCGAGGCCGUCCGCUCCGCGAAGCGCUUCGUCACUGCUUCUGCUUGGGACGACUACGUCAUUGGGCCUUACGGUACUACUGCUGGUGAGACUGAUGCUGAGCUCGACACCCAUGUUCGCCAAUUCUCGACCACGGUCUUCCAUCCCGUCGGAACUGCUUCCAUGUCGGCUCCUAACUCUGGUUGGGGUGUCGUCGACCCCAACUUCAAGGUUAAGGGCGCUGAGGGUCUGCGUGUUGUUGAUGCCUCUGUCUGGCCUCACCUCCCCAACGCUCAUACUCAAGGCCCUACCUACCUCAUCGCUCAACGAGCUGCCGCCGUCAUCAAGGCUGGCCUCUAG
Messenger RNA from Cyclocybe aegerita, 1818 nucleotides. The record is from the annotation of a GenBank genome assembly. Lineage: Eukaryota; Fungi; Basidiomycota; Agaricomycetes; Agaricales; Hemipholiotaceae.